UGCGGUCCCACAAGCGCGCGGUCUUUGAUACUGUAAGGGCCCCUUUCCUGAACUUCCCGGCCUCCGCACAUCUGCAAUCGGUGCCCGUUUCUACCUGCACGUAGUUUGCAGCACAGCACAACCAACCACCAUCUCCACCUCCGCACCCUCCAAGUCCUGCCCAACCAUGCCCACCUCCGCCAUCCUCCAGGAGCUAGGUCUAACCACUAUCCUCCAUGCCGCGCGCGACAUCCACCUCCUCCUCCUGUCCAAAUUCCUGCGCAUGUUCGCAUACGGCGCCUCGACGCUGAUCCUCGCGGUCUACUUCUCAGCCCUCGGGCAUUCGGACGAGAAGAUCGGGCUGUUCAUGACGCUGACAUUGCUCGGGGAUGUGAUCAUCAGCUUGUUUCUGACGGUGGUGGCGGAUAGCUUGGGCCGGCGGCGGAUAUUGGUGCUGUCGUGUGGGUUGAUGAUGGUUUCCGGGGUCGUGUUUGCGCUCACGGACAACUACUACAUUCUGUUGGUGGCGGCUAUCGUUGGGGUGAUUUCGCCCUCCGGGAAUGAGAUCGGCCCGUUCCGCGCCGUCGAGGAAUCGACGCUCGCGCAUCUCUCGUCCCCCGCGACGCGGUCGGAUGUGUUUGCGUGGUAUGUCGUGGUGGGGACGCUCGGGGCGGCGGGCGGGUCGUUGGGGGCCGGGUGGGUGGUGCAGGUGUUGGGGGAGAGGGAGGGGUGGACGGGUGUGGAGGCGUAUCGGGCGGUGUUUUGGGGGUAUGCGGUGGUGGGGUUUGUGAAGGGGUGUGUGGCGAUGGGGUUGGGGGAGGGGUGUGAGCCGGCGAGGGUGCCGGAGGUGGAUGAGGAGAGGAGACCGCUUUUGGGCGAUGGGGCGGCGACGAUGGGGCCGACGACAACAUCCCCAGCAGCGACCACACCCACCAGCAAUCCACCACCACCGGACCGAAAAGGCAUCUUUUCCCACCUCUCCCCCGCCACCCUCACCCUCCUCCUCAAAAUCAGCCUCAUCUUCUCCAUCGACUCCCUCGCCUCCGGCAUGGUCCCCACCUCGCUCGUCGCCUACUUCCUCGACACCAAAUUCCAACUCCCAAAGUCCCAACUCGGCUCCAUCCUCUCCACGGCCUCCUUCACCGCCUCCCUCGGCAACAUCGCGGCGUCCAGCAUCUCCAAACGCAUCGGGCUGGUGCCCACGAUGGUGUUCACCCACCUCCCGUCAGCCAUCUUCCUAGCCCUGUUCCCCUUCCCAUCCUCGAUCGCGGUGACGCUCGUGUUCCUGUUCGCCCGCGCCUCCCUCGCGUCCAUGGACCAGGCCCCGCGCACAACCUUCCUGUCGAUCAUCAUCCUCCCCGCGGAACGCACGGCCGUGAUGGGCAUCGUGAACACGGUCAAGACGUGUGCGCAGAGCGGCGGGCCGGUCAUUACCGGUUACCUGGCGGCGAAUGGCCGGUUUUGGGUCGCGUUUGUGGUGGCGGGCGUGUUGAAGGCUAGUUAUGAUUUGGGGAUGUUGGGCAUGUUUUUGGGGGUUAAGGGGAGGGAGGAGGAGGUGGUUCGGGAGACGAGUGGGGAGACGGUGGGGGAGGAGGAGGAGGAAGAGGUAAGGGUUGAGGUUGAUGUUGAUGGUGAUGCGGGGGUGGAGAGGAGGGCGGAGUGAAGGGAUGGAGCGAGGAUGGGACCCUGCAUUAGAUAUGGAUAUGCUACGGCAAUCAGCGGACUUUUGUAUAGAUCCAAGUAUACGUAAAUAGGUUGUGCGACGGUGUUAACAGCGGAGCAGACUUGGAGCCCCAUCUGUAACAUGCUCAACACUGAUCAUUCGUAGUCCACCAUUAAAGUACGUCGCUCUUCCAUCAGCAGACUCCGCAGAGUCCAUCGCGAUGCCUAUCCGUCACAAUCUGCGGAGCCCCAACACAGACAGCCUUCCGUGC
Molecule: messenger RNA, 1913 nt
Organism: Fimicolochytrium jonesii
Lineage: Eukaryota; Fungi; Chytridiomycota; Chytridiomycetes; Spizellomycetales; Powellomycetaceae
Product: major facilitator superfamily domain-containing protein
Exons: 1
Coding region: 167-1642 (491 amino acids)
Biological process (GO): transmembrane transport
Cellular component (GO): fungal-type vacuole membrane
Molecular function (GO): transmembrane transporter activity
Source: RefSeq, a predicted model, not a curated record